This is a messenger RNA of Phoenix dactylifera (date palm), 4284 nucleotides long. NCBI's taxonomy places the organism in Eukaryota, Viridiplantae, Streptophyta, Magnoliopsida, Arecales, Arecaceae. The record is from RefSeq and is a predicted model, not a curated record.
AUGUCAAGCCGUGGGGAGUGUGCUCUUGGGAGACAGGAGGCGAGGGAUCCAUGCUCUAGUGAGGACCUUAAUGGCGGUGGAAGAGCUGGGGGGACCAGUGUGUUGCCGUGUGGGGGGACGGAGGGGGUUAUGGGUACUGUGGCGGGAUGCAAUGUUGCUGGUGGCACGGCACAGCAAUCGGGUACUGUGGCACGAUCCGUUGAUGGAGGGGAUCACAACCACAUUCUAUUCCAAUUAAAGGCAGCGGUUAUGCAGGUUCUUCUAUGGAAUUGCCGUGGCGCGGGGAAGCCUUCUUUUGCCCCGGCAUUUCGGAGGGUUGUGCAGCAGCACAAUCCGGACAUUUGUGUAAUUUUGGAGACCCGGUUGUCGGGACAGAGCUUACAGAAAGCUAGGAGAGCGGUUCCGAGGUCAUGGGGAUUCUACUCAGUGGAGUCUCAAGGGCUAUCAGGUGGUAUUAUUGUUACAUGGGCGCAGGGGCCAUGUAAGGUGGAUAUUUUCCAUGUCUGUUCCCAGGAGGUGAUUAUGGUAAUUUCGGAGGGUUGUAUGAGGCCGUGGGUAUUUGCCGCGGUGUAUGCUAGUACUGAUUUCAGGGUGCGACGUAUACUGUGGGAGGAGAUUUCUCAGCUGAUCAGGGUGGGCUACCCCAUGUUAGUUGCAGGUGAUUUUAACUGUAUUACAGAUCCUUCUGAGAAGAUGGGGGGUAGACAGUUUACUUUUGAGAGGAAGAUUACGGAGUUUCAGGAUUUUCUGACAUCGACUGGUUUGAUAGACCUGGGAUUCGUGGGCCCUAGGUAUACUUGGUGCAAUAAUCAGCAGGGUCGGGCUAGAGUGUGGGAGCGACUCGAUAGAGCUUAUGGGACCGCUGGAUGGGUUCAGUGCUACCCGGAUCACCGGGUGAGUCAUUUACCGAGGAUAGCGUCUGAUCAUUGUCCUCUUCUGAUUAGCACAGAUGUACACAUUCCAGUUCGACCCCCAUUCAGAUUUGAGAAGAUGUGGCUAUGCUAUCCGCGGUCGUGGGGGAUGGUGAGGGAGGCCUGGAGGACACCAGUCAGGGGGGACGCGAUGUACCGGGUGUCCCGGAGAUUGGAGUUGACGAGGAGGCGGUUGAGGAGAUGGAAUCGCGAGGAGGUUGGAGAUAUCUUUAGGAGGAUCGAGGAGUCAGAGGAGGCUAUUGCCAGAUUACAGAAAUCGAGGGUCCAGUGGAUUUUGGAGGGGGAUAGAAAUACCAGAUUUUUCCACCAGGCGACAGUUAUUAGAAGGCAUCAGAACAGGGUCAGAGCUAUCAGGGGUGAGGAUGGGCAGUUGACAGAGGAUCCGGAUAUGAUUCAGAGGAUCAUGGUCAGUUUCUUCAGGGCCAGAUGGACCGAGCAGACUACAGGAGGGAGUACUGUGGGCAUACCACCGCCGUCGACAGGGGUAUCUGAGGAUGAGACUGGUGCAUUGAUCAGACCGGUGUCGGAGAGGGAGAUCAGAGAGACGAUGUGGUCCCUUGAGGGGGACAAGGCCCCGGGGCCGGAUGGGUUCCCACCGCUGUUCUUCCAGAGAUAUUGGAUGAUUGUAGGACGAGAUGUGACGGCGGCCAUUCAGCAGUUUUUCGACACGGCAGUGAUGGCGGCAGAUUGGCAGCAGACUUUUAUUACCUUGAUUCCGAAGCGGCAGGACGCUACGGAGCCGAGUCAUUACCGGCCGAUUAGUCUUUGUACGACUUUGUACAAAGCUACGGCUAAGAUCAUUGCCGCCAGGUUGAGAGUUGUUCUUCCUAGACUCAUUGGUCCGGAGCAGGGGGCUUUCCUGGAGGGGCGGAGCAUAUCUGAUAAUGUGCUUAUUGCCCAGGAGUUUAUGUUUGAUCUCGGUAGGGCCCCGGUGAGGGGAAGUUUGAUGGGGAUCAAACUUGAUAUGGAGCGGGCAUAUGAUAGGAUGAGAUGGGAUUUCCUGGAGCAGUCUUUGCAGGGGUUUGGCUUUCAUGAGAGGUGGAUUAGAUGGGUUAUGGGAUGCAUUCGGAUCCCUUCUUUUGCCAUUCUGGUGAAUGGUACGCCGUCCCGGUACUUUGUGUCAUCUGGAGGGUUGCGCCAGGGAUGCCCCCUUUCCCCGCUAUUGUUUAUUAUCUGUGCAGAUGCCUUGUCUAGAUCCCUACGCCAGGCAGUGGAUUCUCAGGAGUUGGAGGCUUAUAGGCCGGCGAUUGGGGCCCCUGCGAUAUCUCACUUGCUAUUCGCCGAUGAUUGUUUGCUUCUUGCCAGGUCGACGCGUCAGACGACACGGGUUAUAGGUCAGAUUCUUCAGGUCUACUGUGCAGCAUCAGGACAGAGGGUCAAUUUGACCAAGUCAGCUAUCAUUUUCAGCCCGAAGAUCAGACUGGCUAUGAAGCAUGUGAUAUUGGAGACUUUGGGGGUCGGUGAGCAGGUGGGCUUGAUGACGUAUUUGGGUAUUCCAUUGUCUGUUCGGCGGUUGCGGAGCGGGGAUUGUAUGCCUUGUGAGCUUGGUAUUAGACGCAGAUUAGCGGGAUGGCGGAUGCACACUCUAUCUAUGGCAGGGAGGAUCACCUUGGUGCGUUCGGUUCUUUCAUCAGUCCCCAUCUAUCUGCUUACCAAUGCCAUUGUCCCGAUGAGAUUCCUGCGAUCCCUGGAGCGGUUGUUCAGGGACUUUAUAUGGGGGAGGAGUAGCGGCCGAGGUGGUGUUCACUUGAUGUCGUGGGAGGUGGUAUGCCAGCCUACCAGCUGUGGUGGUUUGGGGGUUCCAGCCUUGGCAGCGAGGCGUGAGGUUCUAGCAGCCAGACAUGCGGCUAGAUUUGUGCUUGAGCCCGAGUGUCUAUGGUCCUCGUUGAUGAGGGCUAAGUAUGGCGCCUUGGUAUCGGGUGUGCGUGUGGGACGGCGUCAUUCCCCGAUGUGGAGGGAGAUGUGUGCCAGAGCCACGAUGGUGCUUCCGGAGAUUGGAUGGGCUAUUGGCGAUGGUCAGUCUAUCGAUGUGAUGGAGGAUAGGUGGUUGUUUGCGGAGCCGCUAUGCAGUAUGCCGACCAUGGUGGACUCGACGAGAUUAGCAGGGUGGAGAGUCAGUGACUUAUUGGAUGCUGAGGGAGGGUGUUGGAGAGAGGAGUUGGUUCGGGAGGUCUUUGGGGAGCAGUUGGCAGAGUUGGUCCUAGCCCGAGCGACCCCGGGGGGGGGGGGGGAGGCGGAUAGGCUAGUAUGGAUACCGACGGGACGAUCUCGGGUGCGAGCUAGGGAUCUUCAUGCAGUGUUCAGUAGGGAGCCAGUGCGACAGAUGGAGGGGCGGUGGAUAUGGAGGAUGCGGAUUCACCCGCGUGUGGCACUAUUCAUAUGGAAGGUGGCGCGGGGCUGCCUUCCGACUAGGAGUGUGUUAGUGCGGCGUGGUAUGAGGAUUUCUCAGUAUUGUGAGAUAUGUGCAGAUAUCGAGGAGACUAUGGAGCAUGUUCUGCUGCAGUGCCCUAGGGCUCGAGACAUAUGGAGGAGUUCAUCGGUACUGUUACCGGCCUCGGUGGUGCUGGCGCAGGAUCUGAUCCAUUUGCUGAGAGAUUCCGUGCGGCGGCCCAGAUCUCUUGAGGUAGGGAUUUUUGUGGCGUACCUGUCCUACCAGAUAUGGUUGGACAGGAAUACCGGUAUAUUUGAGGGUAGGAGGGCGCCUCCGAGGAUGGUGGUAGAUCGGGCGAUGGCGCUUGCGAGGGAGGUUAUUGGGGCGACUUCGGUAGUCACCUCUGGGCAGGUCAGGGACAUCUGGGGUGCUCAUCACGCUGUUUCAGCGCCAUGGUUUGCCUUUGUUUCUUGGGCACCCCCACUCCCUGGCUAUCUCAAGGUGAAUUUUGAUGGUAGCAGGUCGGCAGAUGGUUUGUAUGGAGGGGUUGGAUUUGUCAUCAGGGACCAUCGUGGUAGGCUGAUCGCAGCAGGUGGACGGCGCACGCCUGGAUUUACAGUGGUGGGUGCAGAGUUGCAGGCGGCUUGGGAGGGUAUUUCCUAUGCGAGGCAGAUAUCCGGGGCCGAGCGGGUGUACCUCGAGGGUGAUUCAGCGGUGGUGAUUGAUUUGAUUCGGGGUGUGGAUCGGUUUGGGGAUGGCCAUCCCCUCAUCCGAGAGUCCCGUAGGGUGGCUCAGAUGAUGGUUGACUUCCAUGCAGCACAUGUGUUUAGGGAGGCGAACCGGGCAGCAGACUGGGUCGCCUCCUUUGUCGCUCGGCACUCAGGUGUCUUUUUGUGGACGUCUGAUGCAGACGUCCCUUCACAGUUGUAUUUUUUGCUUUCCCGUGAUUUGGAGGGCUGUACUCACGUCCGAUCUAUAUGA